AUGGCGGUUAAGACGGAUAUGAGCAAGGCGUAUGAUCGUCUUGAGUGGGAUUUUAUAUCCCUAGUGUUGCUUCGGUUGGGAUUCCACCAAAAUCUCGUAGACUGCAUUAUGCAAUGUAUCUCUUCAGUUACAUACUCCUUCCUCAUUAACGGCUUGCCUAGAGGGAAGGUAGUACCGAGUAGAGGAAUCCGUCAAGGAGACCCUCUUUCUCCCUACAUAUUCAUUUUGUGUAGUGAGGUUCUCUCGGGAUUAUGUAACAGGGCGCAAGAAGAUGGCUCUCUCCAAGGGCUGCGGGUGGCGAGGGCAAGCCCUCGGGUUAACCACCUUCUUUUUGCGGAUGCUACUAUGUUCUUCCUCGACUCUAACAGAGGGAACUGCGCAGCGCUACGAGAUAUCUUGAGCAAAUAUGAAGAAGCAUCGGGUCAGGCUAUUAAUAAAGACAAAUCGGCAAUUACCUUUUCUCGGCGGACUCCGGAAGCAACUAAGUUGAUGGUGAAAGAGGAACUAUACAAUCCGCGGUUACUAGAUUCUGGUGGGAUAAUAACGAGAACAAGAAGAAAAUGGCGUGGGUUUCUUGGUCAUCAAUGGCGACACCUAAGGCCCUCAGUGGCUUGGGGGGUUCGGGAUUUCCAGACCUUCAACAUAGCGUUGCUAGCCAAAACGGGCUGGAGGCUUCUGCAAAACCCGAACUGCCUCAUAUCCCGAGUGUUGAUGGGAAAAUACAGCCCUGAUUCGAAUAUCUUGCUAGCCACGGGCUCUUCUGAUAUGUCUCACGGUUGGCGGAGCGUCCUGCUAGGGAGGGACCUGCUGAUUAAAAACUUAGGCUGGCUUGUAGGAGAUGGCAAAUCUAUUCAGGUGUGGCAAGAUCCUUGGCUGAGCGCCACCACCCAGGAACGCCCAAUGGGUCCAGCAAAUGAGCUUCAGCUGCAACUUCGAGUCUCUGAUUUGAUGUUGCAAGGGACGUGUGACUGGGAUGAAGAAAAAAUUCUUCAGUGUGUCCCUGAAUACGUAGAGAAAAUCCAGUGCUUAAAGCCUAGUAACACCGGGGCUCCGGAUAAACUAAUAUGGCUGGGAACAAAGACGGGCGUCUACUCCAAUAAAUCAGGAUACUAUUCGGAAGUGGACAAAAUGCUGAAUGGAGAUGUAGGCCUGGGAGGAAGAGCUUUUAACUGGAAAAAGAACGUUUGGGAGCUAGAGUGUGCCCCAAAAAUCAAGACUUUUGCAUGGAAACUGCUUAAAGGAGCAUUACCGGUGGGAGAACGCUUAACAGAUCGACAUAUCCCGGUAGACCCAAGCUGUAAAAGGUGUGGAGCCUCAGAAUCUAUUACUCAUCUUUUCUUCCAGUGUCCGUAUGCCCGGAAGGCUCGCAACAAGUUUGUAUUUGAAGGAUUCUCCUGCUCACCGGAGGAUACCCUGUCCUUGGCUCUGCAAAUGGCGAGGGAACUGGAAACAAAACAGAGUAAGGAACCAGUGCGGAAACAAAUGAGGUCUCUGAACCAGAUUCAGCCGCCUCCAGGCUUUACGGUGGUACGAUCAGAUGCUGUGUGGUCUCCAACUGGAACGAUGGCGGGGUUGGGAUGGGUUGUCCUCUCUCCUUCUGGCCAUCGACCCUUCCAUAAGCGGACCACUUUUGUAUCCUCUGCUCUUGUGGCGGAAGGAUUGGCUCUCUUGGAAGCUGUUCGCUCGAGCGUUAGGGACAAGCUAACGACGGUGGUCUUCGAAACCGACUCUGCUCAAAUGAUUAAGGCGCUCUCUCCUGGCAACUGCAGGCCGGAGCUUUAUGGUGUGGUUGCAGACAUUCUAUCCCUCUCUGCUUCCUUUGAUUUUAUUUCCUUUCGCUGGAUUGGCCGUGAGCAUAAUAUCCAAGUUGAUGCUUUGGCAAAGUAUGUUUUGAAUGUUGCUGGUAGUUCGGUUGUUGAUGAAGUUAUUGUAACUUCCAACUAA
Messenger RNA from Raphanus sativus (radish), 1944 nucleotides. RefSeq lists its product as uncharacterized. The record is from RefSeq and is a predicted model, not a curated record. The transcript is spliced from 3 exons. NCBI's taxonomy places the organism in Eukaryota, Viridiplantae, Streptophyta, Magnoliopsida, Brassicales, Brassicaceae. Gene Ontology annotation, molecular function: RNA-DNA hybrid ribonuclease activity; nucleic acid binding. The coding region runs from base 1 to 1944 and encodes 647 amino acids.